AUGGACGCCGAGCACCAGUCGACCAACUUUAGAUGCGCUACGUGUGGCGAGGAAGGAAACUUCGGCUCGAGUUACCCGACCACUUCCUGCUCGCGAAUAGGAAGACGCGACUCUGCUUGUCCUUCAUGCGUCAAAAUUCAGGCUGUAGAUCGUCAAAUCGCCGAAACGCGUGCCUUUCUCGCGCAUUUGAAAGCACAUCGGGCUACCUUGCUGCGCAACAUCAACAAGGAUCACGACCCCUUCUUGGACAUCAUCCCGACCGAGCUCGCGUCCCGAAUCUUCACGUUCUGCAUGGAAGAUACUGUCCCAACCGCAGUCAACAAUCAUGUUCCUUUAACUCUGGCCGCCGUCUCGAGGCGAUGGCGGGCAAUAGCACAGUCGACGGCGGCGUUAUGGACACAGAUUCGUCUUGAACUCAACCACCUUCAUCAUCUCCCCGAAUGCGAGGACCUGCUCCGCCAGUGGCUUGAGCGCUCAGCGCAACUACCGCUUUCAAUCUUUCUCCACGCCUGGUUUUCCUCCUGCCUCGAUGAUGAUCGAUGGGGCAUUGUCUACUCCGUUGUCAAGAUUCUAAACGAACAUUCUUCCCGAUGGUGUCACCUCACCCUUCACGUCCCUUGUUUUAUAGUUGGCCAAUUCAAAAGCGGUCCCGAAGGUGCUCACAACCUUCGGGUGCUCUCGAUUAAACCUUCAUUCUUGUAUACCACUCACUCUGACACAUUGAAAAAGGGCUUUGAUGUUGGAACACCACUUCCUUCUCCAGAGACCGUCACAUUAGUAGGCUUCCAUUUGGCGGAUAUAAAGAUCAGGUGGGAGAACGUCACAAAUGUGUCUCUUUCGACCCUCAGCAUCCGCGAGUGCUUCCGCCUGUUUGAAAUGGCUCCCCGCCUCCUUGAGUGCACGCUGCACUACAUCAAUCCAAAUUCGACCCUCACGCCGAACCCGAUAUCGCCCAUCUUCCUUUAUCAACUUUCGAGGCUGGACAUCGACGCUCGAUUUACUGCGGAAGAUCUUUUCGACCACAUGGUCCUCCCGUCUUUGAACUCGUUGGUAUAUCGUGGAUGUGAACAACCCCUACACCCGCUGAUAUCCUGCAUCCGCCGAUCCGCCUGUCCAAUAACAACUCUAACCUUCAAUCAACACUACAUUGAAGAUAUCGGAACGGAUAUCUACAAGCUACUGUGGGCGGUGCCAGUCUCGAAAAACUAG
Molecule: messenger RNA, 1209 nt
Organism: Cyclocybe aegerita
Lineage: Eukaryota; Fungi; Basidiomycota; Agaricomycetes; Agaricales; Hemipholiotaceae
Source: the annotation of a GenBank genome assembly